Messenger RNA from Cryptosporidium muris RN66, 498 nucleotides. RefSeq lists its product as uncharacterized. Bases 1 to 498 code for a protein of 165 amino acids. The transcript is spliced from 2 exons. NCBI's taxonomy places the organism in Eukaryota, Apicomplexa, Conoidasida, Eucoccidiorida, Cryptosporidiidae. The record is from RefSeq and is a predicted model, not a curated record.
AUGAGUAAAUAUAAAAAUACAAAUAAAUAUCAAUCACUUUACAAAUCAUGUAAUUAUGAUCUACCUAAAAUCUUAUUUAUAGAAACUAAAGAUAAAGAAUCUGAAGAGAAUACUUCAAAUAACACUAAAUAUAAUUGGUUAUAUAAUAAUACGAAGUUACUAUCUAUAUUCUUACUUUCCCUAAAUUCAAAGAUUGUCAAUAUAAAAUUAAGAAAUGGAAUAAUUAUUAGUGGAAUUCUAGAAUAUAGAAAAGUUGAUAUUCCUAAAUAUCAAAGGAGAUCUUUGAAUUACAAAUAUAUAUACAUGAUUAUUAUUAAUAAUGUAGAAUAUAUUAAGAAUACUAGGUCUUAUAUUAAAUUCAAUAUACCACAAUGUAAACAAAUCUAUAUCCCUACUACUUCUAUAUCAUCUAUGACAUCUCCAGAAGUUAUUAAUCCAGCAAGAUAUCUAUUCAAUUAUAUAAAGACAACAACAUUAUAUCUAAAAAGUCAUGAUUAA